GUGACACAAAACCGCCGGAAGUGAGUGUCUGCUGCGAUUGACAUUGUCUUAGGAAGAUUGUGAAGCCUUUCUCUCGGCCCAGGAGAGCAGCAGCAGUAGCUUUGUGCCAUGUCACUAGCAACAGACAUGUUUGUCUGCCAGAUGGCAGCUGCAGAACCUUGGCCCGAAAAUGCAACACUGUAUCAACCCUUGAAAGGGGAACAGAUUUUGCUGUCAGACAAUGCUUCCUGUCUUGCUGUUCAGGCGUUUCUGCGGAUGUGCAAUCUACCAGUCCAAGUGGUUUGUCGGGCAAAUGCAGAAUACAUGUCUCCAUCUGGCAAGGCUCCCUUUAUACAUGUUGGUAAUCAUGUUGUAUCAGAACUUGGUCCCAUAGUACAGUUUGCAAAAGCCAAGGGUCACUCGCUAAGUGACGGACUAGAUGAAAUUCAAAAAGCUGAGAUGAAAGCUUAUACAGAAUUGGUGAAUAAUAUGCUGUUGACAGCAGAGCUUUACGUUCAGUGGUGUGAUGAUAGUACAUCAGCAAAGAUAACUCGUUCGAGGUAUGGUUCACCAUAUCCUUGGCCUUUAAACCAUAUAUUAGCCUAUCAGAAACAAUGGGAAAUAAGGCGCAAGAUGAAGGCAAUUGGAUGGGGUGGAAAAUCUCUAAAGCAGGUGCUCGAAGAUGUGGAUCGAUGCUGUCAAGCUCUCUCUCAAAGGCUGGGUACCCAACCCUAUUUCUUUACCAAACAGCCAACAGAACUGGAUGCAUUGGUGUUUGGUCAUCUGUUCACCAUCCUUACAACUCAGCUGACCGAUGAUGCACUUUGUGAAAAAGUAAAAAAUUAUGAAAAUCUCAUCAAGUUUUGCAGAAGAAUAGAGCAACAAUACUUUGAAGAGCAUGAUCAGGAGAGUGUUUUGAGUUCAGUAUCCAGGUGUUCAAGAGGUUCUUCCACAAAGUAAUUAAUAAAGAACAAAAGGAGGGAAUGAUUAUUGAAAUAAUUAAUAUUAUAUCAAACUACAUAAAAACUGAAGGCUGUUGAAAAAAAAUGAUUUCCAAGUUGUGUGUGAUUAACACAGUUACAGUUCAAUCUCCUGUAACAUUUUUUCAUGUAAGAUUAUUCAAAAAUCUGCAGACUUUAAUUAUUAGCAAGAUGACCCUGUGCUUUAUUUUAUAUUUAAUAUAAAUUUAAUGACAAUUUGAUGGAAUUGUGUUUGUGAAAAACCAAUUAAAGAGUAAUUGGGAAACUCUAAA
This is a messenger RNA of Chiloscyllium plagiosum (whitespotted bambooshark), 1231 nucleotides long. RefSeq names its product metaxin 2 (gene mtx2). Gene Ontology annotation, cellular component: cytoplasm; SAM complex. Lineage: Eukaryota; Metazoa; Chordata; Chondrichthyes; Orectolobiformes; Hemiscylliidae. The record is from RefSeq and is a predicted model, not a curated record. Gene Ontology annotation, biological process: mitochondrion organization.